This is a messenger RNA of Caretta caretta (loggerhead turtle), 1321 nucleotides long. Lineage: Eukaryota; Metazoa; Chordata; Testudines; Cheloniidae. The record is from RefSeq and is a predicted model, not a curated record.
UCCGCCGGAACAGUCGCAAGGAUAUGCACCUUGUUCCUUUGCUUUGUCAUGGACACCAGUGUUCGAGCAAGUUACACAGGGACGCGUCACAUCAUGUGGAUCCUGUCAUUGUGACUGUAUCUGCCAUGAACACAGUACUGUUUGGGAAAGCUACAAGCAGCUGGAGAGACACAGGAUCAGCCUAUUCACAGACUCAGUAUCCUGCUCUGUAUGUUGGGGUUUAUUUUGGCCAUCACAGUCAGCGUGCUGGACAAAGUGGGCAUGAAGCAGCUUGGCUUGGAUGGGGUUAUCCAGCAAGAGUCCAAGAAAGUGGCGAGUCUGUGGCCAUCCAUACCCUUUGUGGUUCCCCAGGCAACGUUAGGGACAGCUAUGGGGCUUGCAACCUCUGUGCAGAUGAUUGGAAUUGGCCUCUCCAAUCUGAUCGUUGGACACAUUCUGGGAACCAAGUCCAGGGUGAGACACUGAACAGAGCAACAAAGCAACCAUCUGCAGAACAGGAGGUCAGGGAGCCUGUAGACACAGCACCACUCCUGGAUGAAGUGGGAGGAGAUGAAGGGUUCAUCAACGAAGAAGCACCAGGAUGCCCUAUUUUGGAUCCUACAGUGACAGUACAACUACAACGGGUUGCUGGCACAGUAUUGUCCCUCUUUAUUUCCAAUUGUAUGCUUUUAAGGAAUACAUUGUAAUAUUUUUAGGGGUGUUUUUGUUUUUUACAAGGAUAACCUUAUUCAGUCAUCCAUGAAAACAAGCUGGUGUAUGAAGGGAAUUAUGCAUAUGAAGGGAAAGUUGUUUUGUUCCUUGUGUCUGGAACAAAUCAGCCAUAUGGUACAUUAAGCCAAUGAUGAAGCUUACGUAGUGCACUUUUUGAAAUGGACUACACUACAAUGUUUAGAGUCUAAACUCAAUCCACCUGAAGUUUGUUCUAAGCAACUAUAUACCAUCUUCUAAUUCACCUUAAUUCAUCAUUAUAAAUGUGUCAAUAUAAGGUAUUUCAUUAAAAUAAUCACUGCACCUUCACAGAAAGCUCCUCACACAGUGGCGUGAAUGGGUUGAGGAGCCUUCCAUUUCAAGAAUUGUUGUCGAUUGUCAAUGUCCUGUCACAAAUUUAUUGUGUGUGUAAAUAAGUUUGCCAUUUUGUAAUGGCAGAGGCUGCUGGGAUUGUUUUUACUUAUUUUAAAUUGGCAAGACCAAUUAUAUGAAAACUAGCCAAACCUUUUGCUUAACACUCCCACAAGCUGCAUUACUCAGAUACAGAGAUGUUACCUUCAAAUGGUAUGAAACGGUUGAUCGAAAAUAGUAAAUAAACCCCUUAAAACCUGAA